Messenger RNA from Tachyglossus aculeatus (Australian echidna), 3087 nucleotides. RefSeq names its product phosphoglucomutase 5 (gene PGM5). The coding region runs from base 55 to 1758 and encodes 567 amino acids. Gene Ontology annotation, biological process: carbohydrate metabolic process; striated muscle tissue development; myofibril assembly. Gene Ontology annotation, molecular function: magnesium ion binding; phosphoglucomutase activity. Gene Ontology annotation, cellular component: sarcolemma; cell-substrate junction; adherens junction. The record is from RefSeq and is a predicted model, not a curated record. Lineage: Eukaryota; Metazoa; Chordata; Mammalia; Monotremata; Tachyglossidae. The transcript is spliced from 11 exons.
CAAGGGCUUCCUCCAGUCCUCGGUGCCCAGGCAGGAGCGACAGGGUGAAGCGCGAUGGAGGGGAGCCCGAUCCCCGUUCUGACGGUGCCGACGGCCCCCUACGAAGACCAGAAGCCGGCCGGGGGCGGGGGGCUGCGCCGGCCCACGGGCCUCUUCGAGAGCCAGCGCAACUACCUGCCUAACUUCAUCCAAAGUGUCCUGUCCUCCAUCGACCUCCGGGACCGCCAGGGCUGCACAAUGGUCGUGGGCAGCGACGGCAGGUAUUUCAGCAGGACGGCCACAGAGAUCGUGGUGCAGAUGGCCGCGGCCAACGGGAUUGGCCGGUUGAUAAUUGGCCAGAAUGGCAUCUUGUCCACGCCUGCUGUUUCAUGUAUUAUUCGAAAGAUCAAAGCAACCGGUGGGAUCAUUUUAACAGCAAGUCACUGCCCUGGAGGACCAGGGGGAGAGUUUGGAGUCAAGUUUAAUGUUGCCAAUGGAGGACCGGCACCAGACGCAGUUUCAGACAAGAUCUAUCAGAUCAGCAAAACGAUUGAAGAAUAUGCCAUAUGUCCUGAUCUUCGAAUCGACUUAUCCCGGCUCGGAAGACAAGAGUUUGACCUGGAGAAUAAGUUUAAGCCCUUCAGAGUGGAAAUAGUGGAUCCAGUGGAUAUCUAUCUCAAUCUCCUUCGGACUAUCUUUGACUUCAGUGCCAUUAAGAGCUUGCUGACUGGCCCUAAUCAGCUGAAGAUCAGGGUUGAUGCCAUGCAUGGAGUGAUGGGACCCUAUGUGAGGAAAGUCCUGUGUGAUGAUCUAGGAGCCCCAGCCAAUUCUGCAAUAAACUGUGUUCCUCUGGAGGAUUUUGGAGGGCAGCAUCCUGACCCAAACCUGACUUAUGCAACCACCCUUCUGGAGGCCAUGAGAGGAGGAGAAUACAGUUUUGGAGCUGCAUUUGAUGCUGAUGGAGACCGUUACAUGAUUCUUGGUCAAAAUGGUUUCUUUGUGAGCCCUUCUGAUUCCCUGGCCAUUAUCGCUGCCAAUCUCCCUUGCAUUCCAUACUUCCGUCAGAUGGGGGUCCGAGGGUUUGGUAGAAGUAUGCCCACCAGCACAGCACUGGACAGGGUGGCAAAGUCCAUGAAAGUUCCUGUGUAUGAGACCCCAUCUGGAUGGAGAUUUUUCUCCAACCUAAUGGACUCAGGGAGAUGCUCCUUAUGUGGAGAAGAGAGCUUUGGCACCGGAUCUGAUCACCUCCGUGAGAAGGAUGGACUGUGGGCUGUCCUGAUCUGGCUUUCAAUUAUUGCAGCUCGAAAGCAGGGUGUGGAAGAGAUCGUCAGAGAUCACUGGGCUAAGUUUGGCCGCCACUACUACUGCAGGUUUGAUUAUGAGGGGUUGGAGCCUAGAAUGACUUUUUACAUAAUGAGAGACCUGGAGGCUUUGGUCACUGACAAGUCCUUCACUGGCCAGCAGUUUGCUGUCGGGAGCCAUGUCUACAGCGUGGAAAAAGCGGACAGCUUUGAAUAUGUGGACCCCGUGGAUGGCAGUGUGACCAAAAAACAGGGACUGCGGAUCAUUUUCUCAGAUGCCUCCAGGCUUGUCUUUAGGUUGAGUGCAUCUAGUGGGGUGAGAGCUACCAUCAGGAUCUAUGCAGAAAGCUAUGAAAGGGAUCCCAGCGGUCAUGACAGGGAACCCCAGGCCGUGCUGAGUCCUCUCAUAGCCAUUGCACUGAAAAUUUCCCAGAUUCAUGAGCGGACAGGCCGCAAGGGGCCCACUGUCAUCACCUGAACCGGCGAAGGAUCACUCACCCAGGGCCCAAAGAGCAUGAGCUGCUUUUGCUGAUGCCUUCUUGCUACCUGUUUGUGCCUUGUAUGACUUUUCAAAGAGGUUUUGCUGGUGAGGGGCGGUGGUUGGGAAAGUAAAAACAAUCAGUUUUAUUUUGAUCUUAUCCAGUUGCAUUAACCGCCAAAUGCAACCCUGUAUUUAGCCGUCUGUUAAAGCUGCAAUAUCCUUUUGUAUCUCCCUCAUAACUAAACUAAGAACCAAGAACUUCCCCACUCCCAAGCCAGAAGCAGGUUGGGAGACAGCUGAACCCUGUCUUUUCCCUACCCUAUGGUGCAACAUGAAGAAAGGUUUUGGACUCGGAAGAGUGAGCAAGAUGAGCCCCAGAACUUAGGUGAUGUGGGCUCAGAUUCAGAUGAUAGAGUCCUAGCCAGAUCAUAGUAGGGCGACUGGGGCCCUAGACAGCUGGGAGGAGUGUUCCAGCUUCUGCAGUAGGUAAAAAAUUUCACCUCUCCUCUUGAGAUUGUCCACUCCCACCACUCCUUUCCUGUCUGCCUGCUUCCCUCCAUGCCCACUGCAGCAUUAUGUAAAUCACUCUUCCAUCAGAACACGAUAUUUUAACUGUAACCUGAAAGUAAGUUCUUCAUUCAUCAUUGAAGUGGGAAACAUUCGGAUGGCCAUUCCUUUGGAAAUGUUUCGAACCUAUGAGAUUUUGGCAAUGACCCGCAGGUCAAUACCGUGUGUUUGUACCAGUCUCUACUAAGAGGACAGCUACCAUUCUUUUGCUGUCCUAUCCAGGGCCGAUUUAAAGAGUCCACUUGCCAAAGGAUCCAUAUGUAGGGGUACAGAUCUCAGCCUCUUGGCAAUAGGUGCAAGAGUGCAAGUUGAAUGAGAACAAAUGGUAAAGAGUGAAGUGAAUGCUGGAAGAAUGCUUCACGGACCCAGCCAGGUGUAGGCCGUGGACCAGAAGAUGAGGGGGUGUGGGAGUAGGUGGGGGAAAACCUAGGGAGAGUCAAGAACGCAUAGCUUCCUAUCAGGCUUCCUUUCCUGGGAAACUAUACUGCAGCUCUAGCUUUAAUGCUCCCUCUCUGUACUCAAUGAGAACACAAACACUUAGUGCAUGUGACUUGUUUGCAUAUGUUUUGUUUCCUUGGGAACAGCAUGGUCACUUGUCAUGUAAUUUGUUGAGGUGGCUCCAUGCAAUCUGACACUCUUGCAGCGUGCCUGUGCAAUGGAGAGAAUGUUGCCAGGAAGGGAAUUGUUUUGAUUUUCUAUCUACGCUUUUUGUCAAAAAUUGCUAUGACAUUUAGUAGCCAAUAAAAAUGAAAUGCAGUA